This is a messenger RNA of Andrographis paniculata, 3756 nucleotides long. Its product is annotated as G-type lectin S-receptor-like serine/threonine-protein kinase At1g11300. Lineage: Eukaryota; Viridiplantae; Streptophyta; Magnoliopsida; Lamiales; Acanthaceae. Bases 978 to 3509 code for a protein of 843 amino acids. The record is from RefSeq and is a predicted model, not a curated record. Gene Ontology annotation, molecular function: protein serine/threonine kinase activity; ATP binding. Gene Ontology annotation, biological process: protein phosphorylation; recognition of pollen. The transcript is spliced from 7 exons.
AUUGGGGCAGAAUGGCCCAAAAAUAAAGGAACGGUGGUUUUUAUUUAUUUAUUUAUUCAUUCAUUAUUUUUAACCAGGUAAAUUGCCGCCGCUGUUGUGUCACCGGCGAGCGGCGCCGCCGCUCGAAGCUGAAUGCUUAUUGCAAAUGAAGUCACUCAGGCAAUCUAUUUCUUUGAAUAUGGAAUCCGCUCGCUGUCAAAGUUAUGGUGCGUUCAUUGCAGUAUCCCAAUAGCGUGUCGUGCGAUGCGAGAGUCACCUGGAACAAAGCGAAGGGUGUGGGGUUGACAGGGUGGGAUCGGUAAGGCUUCCCUCAGUUGGAGGUUUUUUAGUAUGCCUUCAGUAAGAAUUUGUCGUUUUCUCCAGUCAAAUCGAGAAGCUACGCAGGAAAACCGCCAAUAGCCGCCGGGGGUGAAAAUGAAAGCACCAUAAGUCUUCGUCCCCGGAACCAACUCAUGUCUUUUUCCUGCUUUGGCGCGACAUGUUUGCAACUGUUUAUUCAGUAUUAUUGAAUUGUUACUCAGACACUGUAAACGGAGAGUUAGAUUUUCCACUGGAUAUUGAUCUACCGUCUACGUGUAUCCCUGCCUGUUUUCUUGAUUUCAUUAAUUUUCUAAUAGCAGCAGCCGAUUAAACUAUGAAUAUCCUUCUGUCAACUUUCCUUCUUGCUGAAAGUAUAUGUGAAGCGAAGCAAAUUAGGUUAACAGACGCAGAAAGCUAUGGGCGGUUUAAGUCAGUCAAGUGGGAAGUGGCAUCAUAACCUUACAACUUGUUGGGCAACUUGCGCUUUGCAUCCCAACUGGGCCCUAUUCUUUAAUCAAUAAAUACAAUGAUGGAUAAAUUUUCACCUUAUAAUCUGUUGCUUUUUUUCGAGGAAACCAGUCGAGUUUAGGAGUAGCUUAUUCAAUUCUGAAUCGUUGAGCUGGGAGCUUUACUGUAUAUUAGCUUUACUGUUGUUUCUUUUAAUCUUCGACGAGCAGAUGUCCAAAAUGCUGCUCUCUCCAACCAGCCUAAAGCUCUUUCUGGAGUCCCUUCUGGUGACGCUCUUGAUUUCUUGUUUAGGUUCUUGUUUGGAAACAGACACCAUUACAUCAUCCCUGGUGGUGGAAGAUCCAGACAGCAUAGUGUCAAGUGGUAAAGUUUACAGGUUGGGAUUCUUCAGCCCUGUGAAUUCCACUUCUCGAUAUGUUGGGAUAUGGAAUAAUGUUUCGGAUAUAUCGAUUAUAUGGGUAGCCAAUAGAGACAAGCCACUCAGAGGUGAUACCAAAGGCGCAAUAACAGUGUCUGAAGAUGGGAAUCUUGUUCUUAUGGGUCCAAAAAAGGAGAUCCUAUGGUCAUCAAAUGUCACUAAUUCUUCAAGGAAUUCAAGUGUUCAGCUUUUGGAUUCUGGGAAUCUUGUUUUGCGAGAUAGCUCAAACGGGAGCGUACUGUGGGAGAGUUUCGCGCAUCCUGCGGAUGUGUUUGUUCCGACCUUGAAAUUGACAGACAACAUAUACACAGGGAAGAGGAUCGUCUUGACAUCAUGGAAGACACUGGAGGAUCCAAGUUUUGGAAAUUAUACAGCUGGGCUACAAGCUGCAAGCAUUCCACAAAUCUUCAUAUGGAAUAACGGUCGACCACAUUGGAGAAGCGGGCCAUGGAAUGGUCUGAUUCUUACAGGGGUGACCGAUAUGUAUGCCGUGUAUCUUGAUGGAUACAAGGUGGCUAGGCAAGAUGAUGGCACUGUCUCCUUUACUCGAGAUUAUUACGGGAAACUGCUAAUGAAAAUCAUUCUGAAGCCGAAUGGAAGCUUUGUGCAGACUAUGUGGGAUGUUGGUAGGAAGGAUUGGAAUGUCACAUGGGUAGCUCCCAUUGAUGCGUGCGAUGUUUACGGCGUUUGCGGUCGUUUUGGGAACUGUAAUCCGAGGAAUUCUCCAAUAUGCAGUUGUCUGAAAGGGUAUAAACCAGUGAACAAGACGGAAUGGGAUAAAGGGAAAUGGAGUGGUGGAUGUGCAAGGAGGAGCACCUUGCAAUGCGACAGAAGUGAUAACUCGAGUGAGAAAAGCCAUGGUGAUAAGUUUUCUAAGCUGCCAAAUACAAAAGUGCCUGAUUUUAUGGAGGUGUCACAAGGCCGAUUGGAUGAAUGCGAAGGGAUGUGCGCCAAAAAUUGUUCCUGCAUAGCCUAUUCACAUGACAGGGGCAUUGGCUGUAUGUUCUGGAGGGAUAGCUUGAUCGACGUUCGCCAAUACCCAAUUGGUGGCUCUGAUCUUUACGUUCGAGUUGCAUAUUCAGUGCUCGAUGAGAAGAAGGACCAUAAACUAUCAAUCAUAAUUCCUGUAGUCAUUGGCUUAGUUGCCCUCAUUCUUUUCAUCUUCGUUUCUUGGCUGUGGUGGAGUAAGAAAAAAGGAGCCAAAAGAGCUGCAAGCCAGCCAACAGCACAUUCGAGGCUAGCACGUCCACCUCAUUCUAAUGAGGUAGUCAUCCUUAAAGAUGGUACAAAGGAAAUUAGUCUUGACGAAUUGCCAUUGUACAGCUUUGAGACGCUUGGAAUUGCUACAGAUCAUUUCAGCGAAUCGAAUCUACUUGGGAAGGGAGGUUUCGGACCUGUAUAUAAGGGGAAGUUGGCAAAUGGGAAAGAAAUCGCGGUGAAGAGGCUUUCGGGCGCAUCUGCACAGGGAUUUCAAGAAUUUAUGAACGAAGUGGUGGUGAUUUCUAAACUCCAACAUCGAAAUCUUGUCAGCUUGCUAGGCUGCUGUGUGGAGCAAGAAGAGAAGAUGCUCGUAUACGAGUUCAUGGUGAAUAGAAGCCUGGAUGUGUUCCUCUUCGAUUCUUCUCAAGGUAUCCUAGAUUGGAGAAAACGUUUCAAUAUUAUUCAAGGUAUAGGUCGAGGCAUCCUCUAUCUCCACCGCGACUCACGGCUGAGGAUAAUUCACCGGGACCUGAAACCAAGCAAUAUAUUGCUGGAUGAGAAUUGGAACCCGAAAAUAUCAGACUUUGGCAUGGCCAGAAUAUUCGGUGGGAGGGAAGAUCAAGCCAACACUGCUAGAGUUGUCGGAACAUACGGAUACAUGUCGCCCGAAUAUGCAAUGGGAGGAAGAUUUUCUGAGAAAUCAGAUGUCUUUAGCUUCGGAGUUUUAGUGUUAGAGAUUAUAAGCGGGAGAAAGAACAUGAGCUUCCACAACCACGAGACGGACAGCCUCCUCGAAUAUGCCUGGAGAUCGUGGAAAGAAGGCAGUUUCGAGUGUCUAAUAGAUGCAAGAAUGGGGAGUGUUGAUUCUCUGACAGAGAUCAUUCAUUGCAUACACAUUGGAUUGCUGUGUGUGCAAGAAUUCCCUGACAACAGACCCACCAUAUCAGGUGUCCUGGGAAUGCUUGGUAAUGAAAUCGCUGAGUUACCCGUUCCAGAACAACCAGCUUUCGUCCAAAAGCCAAGCAGGGGUCGUCCUCUGUCGUCUUCUUCCAACAGUCAUAGCCAGGCUACCACAGUCUCCUCCAUUAACAAUGUCAGCAUUACAACGCUCGACGGGCGUUGACUCUGGUCUGCCGUGGAUGGCCCAGGAUCUUACAGUUGCAACAAAGUCUGUAUUAAAUUCUGGUUCACGUACAAGCAACUGAGAAUAUAUUAUGAUUUUGACGAAGACAAAAUGUGUAGCGACAAGAAAAGAGGUUAGGAAAAUUAGGGCUGUGGACAUCAGCGUUUUUGAAUUGAAAAUUUGAAUUUGCAAGCUAUGCGUUGGCUGGCUAUUGGUUAUUUUGGGAAUAAAAACAAUAUCCAAUAUU